AUGGCUACGGAUUCUGCAGAACCAUCUAUCACGAUCCCCGAGGGGUACACCCUCCACACGGAAAAUACGUCUCGUAUUCUCUUGCCCCCGGGGAAUCAGGCGUUUCUUAACCCCGUGCAGGAGUUCAACCGCGAUCUGAGCGUCGCGUGCAUUCGUACAUGGAGCGAGCUGAUCAACGAGGAGAAGGAGACGAAGUGGAGAGCGGGCCAGGAGAGACGGGCGAAGAAGACGCAGACCGGGGAUGGCCCAAAAAAUAAGCGGAUAAAGAGGGACGAGUCUACUGCCACAGAAUCAGCAGCGGAAGGUGCACUCUCCGAGAAAGCAGCGGAUAAUGUUGUCCUCACAGCAGAGGAGCCCUCAAGAGACGCUGCUGGACCUAGUGCACCAAAGCAGAAAGAGUAUCGACCAUAUAAAAGCGUGAUCCUGGAAGCCCUUUCAGCGACAGGACUUCGUUCUAUCCGUUACGCAAAAGAAAUUCCUCUUGCAAAGUAUGUCAUUGCGAACGACAAUUCGCCAUCUGCUGUUGAAGCCAUGCAGAGGAAUGUCGACAUAAAUGGACUUGCUGGCUCAGAGGCGCUCACAAAAGGGCCCUCGUCUGAUAGCCAAAUAGCUGAAGGCAGCAGACCACGGCAGCCCAAAGUGAAGGUCAACGAGGGCGAUGCAUGCGCGUUAAUGUAUAAUCAUCGAGCGGAGAAAGAUCGUGUCGACGUCGUAGAUCUAGAUCCGUAUGGAACAGCGGCGCCUUUUAUCGACGCUGCCGUCCAAUGCGUUCACGAUGGAGGAUUACUGUGUGUAACAUGUACUGACCUUUCAGUCUUGGCCACUGUAAACUACCCAGAAAAAUGCUUCUCGAAUUAUGGCGGAGUUCCUGUCAAGGCGGAGUACUGUCAUGAAGCGGCUCUUCGGCUUGUGCUAAAUACCAUCUCGACAUCCGCGGCUCGAUAUGGGCGGUAUGUCCAGCCCUUACUCUCUCUAUCUAUCGACUUCUACGUGCGCUUGUUUGUGCGCGUCUACUCGUCAGCGAAUGAGGUGAAGAAAGCUGUCAGCAAGACAUCUAUGUUCUAUGUCUGCAGUGGUUGUCAGUCAUUCUACAGUCAGCCUCUGGGGCGUAUGACGGAGAAGAUUCACGAAGCCAGCGGUACCGUCAACUAUCACUUCAAAGCUCAUACCGGUCCGACAGUUCCAAGCAAAUGCCCCGAAUGCAACUUCCCUCUGCAUCUAUCUGGGCCCAUGUGGUCUGGUCCAAUACAUGAUCCUGCUUUCGUUACGAAGGUGUUGGAACACCUGGAAACAAACGAGGACAAAUAUGGGACGUCCACCCGAAUGAAGGGCAUGCUAACUGUUGCCAAAGAAGAACUGGACACACCAUUUUACUUCACUCCCGCCAAGGUGGCGAGUAGUUUCCACUGCACGUGUCCUUCUCUGGAUGAAGUAGCGUCGGCAUUGCUUCACGCCGGGCACCAGGUUUCAAGAUCUCAUGCGUGCGCUGGAUCCCUGAAGACAACAGCAGCGCGUGCUGACGUACACGAUGUAUUCCGGUCGUGGGUCAAGACACAUCCGGUCAAAAUGGAUAAGGUCUCCGAGACAUCACCAACCCACUGCUUGUUGAGCAAGGAGCCCAAAGUGGAGGCUGAUUUCACAAGACAUCCCAAGUCCGUAACCCCUUCAUCAAAAGUAAAACUCGUCCGUUAUCAAACCAAUCCCACCCCGCACUGGGGUCCAGGCAAGAAGGCUGGUUCUGGAAAGAGGAAAAGAGAAGGCGACGAGGAAUAA
Molecule: messenger RNA, 1773 nt
Organism: Fibroporia radiculosa
Lineage: Eukaryota; Fungi; Basidiomycota; Agaricomycetes; Polyporales; Fibroporiaceae
Exons: 13
Coding region: 1-1773 (590 amino acids)
Biological process (GO): tRNA N2-guanine methylation
Cellular component (GO): nucleus
Molecular function (GO): RNA binding
Source: RefSeq, a predicted model, not a curated record